CUUAGCACAAUGGCAGUGCAUCCGACUCCAGAUCGGAAGGUUAGGCGUUCGAGUCGCCUAGUCCUCAUCUUUUGUUGCACUUCUAUCUUGCCAUUGGCCUUCGUUGGCCUUCGUUGACCUUCGUUACUUGGCGCCUUCCUCUUCAAUUGAAAGCCACCCUUUUGCUCCUGCCACUUUUGCUGAGCACUAUCGAACUGAGGGAGGCAGGCGUAGCUGACGAAACGAGGCACGCACUUCACGAUGCCUUUCUUCGAGUUUCCGCAUUUUGUCACGGGCGAUCGAUCCAAGAUUAAGCCCGUCUUUUUGAACGAUGAACAGUAUGGAUUGGCACUAGAUUGCCUGGUGAAAGCUUGUACAGAUCUUCUCGUUCUGGAUGGAGACAGACCAGACUCCAAGGUCCUCCUCGGAAAGCGGAUAGUAGAGCCUCAGCCGGACUGGUGGUUCAUGGGCGGCCGGAUGCGCUGCGGGGAGUCUCCAGAGGCGUCGGUGGUCCGGCUCGUGCGACGAGAGCUGCAACUAGACUUGGCGGGAGAACGGUUUCGGGCCCUCACGACCAAUUCCUAUGCGUGGGCGAAGCGUGAGCAACCUCCAAAGGAGAACGGCACGUGCGACAUUUCAGUUGUGUUUACGCUCGUGCUGACGCCGGAGGAGGUGCGGACGAUACACCUGGACGAGAAGGAGUACUCGGACGUCCGGUGGUUCUCGAUCGAUGAAAUUAUUGCUGGGGACUUCCAUCCAGCGUUGCGAAGUGCCGCCAGAGACCUGAAAACACGACAGAUUUUCGACAACCUCAAAUCAGCGGUCGCAAAUGAGUCUGAUGACAAAAGCCUUGCAUACGCUGCUCGGCAUCUAGUAGCUUCCUGGGCCACCCGACCAGAACUCUAAGAUCAAGAGGUGGCCUUCCCAUAAUUGGACAAAGUUGUAUAUUGCUCUUGUGAAUCUAAAUAUUACGUCGUCUGGUUUCACAAAGUCUACAUUUGAGCUGAUGGAGAUCUACGGAUCUCUGCAUUGCAAGACCGUUGCAUGCUCUUCAGAAUUGCAAGCCGUCGAGGAUGCAUCAGUUGUUCGAAGAUCGAGGCCAGCGACUCGGUAUGCUCUUAAGAGAACAGCCAUUCACUC
This is a messenger RNA of Klebsormidium nitens, 1119 nucleotides long. The record is from the annotation of a GenBank genome assembly. Lineage: Eukaryota; Viridiplantae; Streptophyta; Klebsormidiophyceae; Klebsormidiales; Klebsormidiaceae.